CAUUGAUGAAUGUAAUGGAGAUGGAGAGGGAGGUUGAAGACGACGAUGAUGCUCUCAUGGCGAGAGCCGAGAUCGAUACAAGCGCUCCUUUUCGGUCCGUGAAGGAAGCCGUUUUGUUGUUUGGGGAGAAGGUCUUGGCUGGGGAGAUUGCUAAUAAGCUCAACGAGAUGAGGGUGACAGGAAACAGGAAUGAGCAGAGCGGCUCUCGCUUUGCCUCCCUUGCAGCAGAACUAGAAGAAACAAAACAAAACCUUGAGAAAGCAGAAGAAGAAAGAUUAGAAAUGGCAAACUACCUCACCUCUCUGAUACAAGAGCUAGAGGAAACAAAGACAGAGCUCAAACAACUGAAAGCUAGAGAUUUGGAGAAGCCAAGCAUAGAUCCAGAGAUUGAAGACAUCAAAUUUGUAGAAAAUACAACAGAAAUUGAGAUCGAAGGACCAGUAGUCAAGGAAGAUAUUGGAACUCAAAGAAAGAAGUAUGUCAAAUUCGCCAACCCACCAUCUCUGGCAAGAGUCAUGAGCACCGAGGAGCAAGUUUUGGAUAGAAAAUUCUCGAUUGGAAGGGAAACAUUACAGAUGAGAAACAAACAGAAGAAGAAGAAGAAGAAGCCACUUCUGCCUUUAAUCGUAUCGGUGUUUUUGAAGAAGAAGAAGAGCCAGCAAGGUGAAGCACCAGUUCGAGCUCAUGGGAUGCAGACAGCUAUGAGGGUGACAGGAAACAGGAAUGAGCAGAGCGGCUCUCGCUUUGCCUCCCUUGCAGCAGAACUAGAAGAAACAAAACAAAACCUUGAGAAAGCAGAAGAAGAAAGAUUAGAAAUGGCAAACUACCUCACCUCUCUGAUACAAGAGCUAGAGGAAACAAAGACAGAGCUCAAACAACUGAAAGCUAGAGAUUUGGAGAAGCCAAGCAUAGAUCCAGAGAUUGAAGACAUCAAAUUUGUAGAAAAUACAACAGAAAUUGAGAUCGAAGGACCAGUAGUCAAGGAAGAUAUUGGAACUCAAAGAAAGAAGUAUGUCAAAUUCGCCAACCCACCAUCUCUGGCAAGAGUCAUGAGCACCGAGGAGCAAGUUUUGGAUAGAAAAUUCUCGAAUGGAAGGGAAACAUUACAGAUGAGAAAGAAACAGAAGAAGAAGAAGAAGAAGCCACUUCUGCCUUUAAUCGUAUCGGUGUUUUUGAAGAAGAAGAAGAGCCAGCAAGGUGAAGCACCAGUUCGAGCUCAUGGGAUGCAGAGAGUUGUAUGA
Molecule: messenger RNA, 1241 nt
Organism: Phalaenopsis equestris
Lineage: Eukaryota; Viridiplantae; Streptophyta; Magnoliopsida; Asparagales; Orchidaceae
Product: WEB family protein At5g55860-like
Exons: 3
Coding region: 6-1241 (411 amino acids)
Source: RefSeq, a predicted model, not a curated record